AUGUUUUGUGAUCUGAUUUCAUAUUUUUCUGCUAGACCUGUUUGGGAAGGUGGCCAGUAUGAUCGUGAUGAAAACAGUCGCUUCAAUGCACUUAAAUUGGCCAUGGAGUUGGGAGCUGAUCACAUUGACAUUGAGCUUAAGGUUGCUCAUGAGUUCAACAAUUUCUUGGGUGGAAAUAAGCCUGAAAAGUGCAAAAUUAUUGUUUCUUCGCACAAUUACAAUAAUACCCCUUCGGCUGAGGAACUGGGGGACUUGGUUGCCAGAAUACAAGCAGCUGGAGCCGACAUAGUUAAAUUUGCCUCAACUGCAACAAAUAUCACAGAUGUUGCACGGGUUUUUCAAAUUACAGUGCACUCUCAAGUACCUAUAAUUGCCAUGGUUAUGGGCGAAAGAGGACUCAUAUCGAGGAUACUCUGUCCUAAAUUUGGUGGAUACCUCACGUUUGGCACUCUCGAACAAGGAAAAGUAUCCGCACCUGGGCAGCCGACAAUCCAAGAGUUGGUUGAACUAUUCAACUUUAGGUUGAUUGACUCUGAUACAAAGGUAUUUGGUAUCAUAGGGAAGCCUGUCAGUCACAGCAAGUCACCCAAGCUGUAUAAUACUGCUUUUAAAACUCAUGGAGUUAAUGGUGUGUUUGUACAUUUAUUGGUGGAUGAUGUUCGGUGUUUCUUUGACACGUAUUCCUCGCCAGAUUUUGCUGGCUUCAGCUGUACAAUUCCUCAUAAGGAAGCGGCUCUCACCUGUUGUGAUGAAGUCGAUCCUGUUGCCAAGUCGAUAGGGGCAGUUAAUUGUGUCAUCAGGAAGCCUAAUGAUGGGAAGCUGUUCGGUUGUAAUACAGACUACAUUGGUGCAAUUUCUUCCAUUGAGAGUGGCCUACAAGGGUCACCUUUGGCGGGAAAGCUGUUUAUAGUGAUUGGUGCUGGAGGUGCGGGCAAGGCACUUGCUUAUGGUGCUAAAGAAAAGGGUGCUAAAGUUGUCAUUGCUAACCGUACUUAUGAUCGAGCUAGAGAAUUAGCUGAUCUUGUGGGAGGGCAGGCUUUGUCUCUGGCUGAUUUGAGUAACUUUCAUCCCGAAAAAGGAAUGAUACUUGCAAAUACGACUUCUAUUGGGAUGCACCCGAAGGUUGAUGAAACGCCUAUUUCUAAGGUCCGUUCACUUGUCUCCCUUCACGUCUAUUUUCGGUAA
Molecule: messenger RNA, 1185 nt
Organism: Striga asiatica
Lineage: Eukaryota; Viridiplantae; Streptophyta; Magnoliopsida; Lamiales; Orobanchaceae
Source: the annotation of a GenBank genome assembly